GGAUUUGAGAAAAGGCGGCUGUACAGAGAGUCCCAGGAUGCUGGCAACAAGCGGUCUGUUAGUUUGGAGAAGUGCUUGCUUACCUAUUCAUUUUCUGGGAAUCACCUUAUUAGUGGGGAAGUUGUAAGACUUCCUCCUUUCUCGGUGCCCUUGAACUUCAUCCCUACAACCCUGAAUUCGCAGCACCCUACAAACCCGGCUCCAGCCGGACUGCUCCAGAAAGCAGGCAUCACCUCCGCCCCCCACACCCCCCGAUUUGCUUCAGACUUGGGUCGGUCGGGGAACCAGAGCUCCGCCGUCCCCUAAACGCCAGCGGCCGUUUGAACCUGCUUGUCCCCCACCCCCGGCGGGCGGGGCGGGCUCACUCGCACUCCCUCCCGGCUCUGCCCGCCUGCUUCUCCCGCCCGGGACGCGCCUCCCUCCCGCAACCCAGUCCUGCGAGCCCCGCGUUUCCGCUGCCUCCUGCUCCCGCCUGGCCGGAUCGGAUCCGAGCCCGAGCAUGGAACCCGGACAGCCUCGGGAGGCCCGUGAACCCGGGCCAGGGGCAGAGACCGCCGCGACGCCGCGCUGGGAGGAUGCCAAGACUUUCUAUGACAAUCUCUCUCCCAAGAAGAAACCCAAAUCGCCAAAGCCUCAGAACGCGGUCACCAUUGCUGUGUCCUCCAGAGCCUUGUUCCGCAUGGACGAGGAGCAGAGGAUUUACACGGAGCAGGGUGUGGAGGAGUAUGUACGCUACCAGCUGGAGCAUGAGAAUGAGCCCUUCGGCCCUGGACCAGCCUUUCCCUUUGUGAAGGCCCUGGAGGCUGUGAACAAGCGGCUUCGGGAGCUGUAUCCCGAUAGCGAGGAUGUUUUUGACAUUGUCCUCAUGACUAACAAUCAUGCUCAAGUGGGAGUCCGUCUCAUCAACAGUAUCAACCACUAUGACCUGUUCAUUGAGCGAUUCUGCAUGACAGGUGGGAACAGCCCCAUCUGCUACCUCAAGGCCUAUCACACUAACCUCUACCUGUCAGCUGAUUCGGAGAAAGUGCGAGAAGCCAUUGAUGCAGGGAUUGCAGCUGCCACCAUCUUCAGCCCCAGCAGGGACAUAGCUGUGUCCCAGAACCAACUCCGCGUGGCCUUCGAUGGGGACGCAGUACUCUUCUCUGACGAGUCCGAGCGCAUUGUCAAGGCCCACGGGCUGGACAGGUUCUUCGAGCAUGAGAAGGCCCACGAGAACAAACCUUUGGCACAGGGCCCCCUAAAAGGCUUUCUGGAAGCCCUGGGUAGACUGCAGAAGAAAUUCUACUCUAAAGGUCUGCGGCUGGAGUGCCCAAUUCGCACUUACUUGGUGACAGCGCGCAGUGCAGCCAGUUCUGGGGCCCGGGCCCUCAAGACCCUGCGGAGCUGGGGCCUGGAGACAGAUGAGGCCUUAUUCCUAGCCGGAGCACCCAAGGGCCCCCUUCUUGAGAAGAUCCGCCCACACAUCUUCUUUGAUGACCAGAUGUUCCAUGUGGCUGGGGCUCAGGAGAUGGGCACAGUGGCUGCCCAUGUGCCUUACGGUGUGGCCCAGACACCCCGACGGGCUGCCGCUGCUGCUGCUGUUGCUAAGCAGACUUUAGGUUCGCAGUAGCUAAGUCACCUUGCUCCAGGCAACCCGUCACACUUCCAGACCUCAUCUGGUGAACUUUCCUGGUUCUUCACUGUCCACGCUCCUGCAUGCCAUCCUCUUCCCUCUGCUCAGGUACUCCAAGGAACUUAGGAAGACUGGGCCAGCAUUCUCGAAGUCCCUGCUAGCCAAACACUGUUGUGAUCCUGGCUGGGAAAGCAGGACUCUGCAGGGUAGCCUGAAUGUCAUGGAGACAUUGGUGGGUAGAGAGUGGUAUAGUCAGAGAAGCCAGAAUGCCAAAGGGCUUGGGAUGAAAACUGUCACAUGUAGUGCAGAGAACAUUGUGUGAGAGAGGGCGGAUUUGGCAUCUAAAGCAGACAGACCUGGUGUAGACUGCGUGACUUAAGUCCCUCUUUUUCUUUUUCUUUUUCUUUCUUUUUUUUUU
Peromyscus leucopus (white-footed mouse) is the source of this 2030-nucleotide messenger RNA. It is a transcript of the gene Nt5c1a, whose product is annotated as 5'-nucleotidase, cytosolic IA. NCBI's taxonomy places the organism in Eukaryota, Metazoa, Chordata, Mammalia, Rodentia, Cricetidae. The record is from RefSeq and is a predicted model, not a curated record. Gene Ontology annotation, biological process: adenosine metabolic process; nucleotide metabolic process. The transcript is spliced from 6 exons. Gene Ontology annotation, molecular function: nucleotide binding; magnesium ion binding; 5'-nucleotidase activity. Bases 500 to 1609 code for a protein of 369 amino acids. Gene Ontology annotation, cellular component: cytosol; cytoplasm.